AUGCAGUACACAGGACACAGGACACAGGACACAGUACACAGUAUACAGGACACAGUAUACAGGACACAGGACACAGUACACAGUACAGAGGACACGGUACACAGGACACGGUACACAGGACACAGUACUCAGGACACGGUACACAGGACACGGUACACAGGACACGGUACACAGGACACAGUACUCAGGACACAGGACACAGUACUCAGGACACAGUACACAGGACUCAGGAUACAGGACACAGUACUCAGGACACAGUACUCAGGACACAGUACUCAGGACACAGUACACAGGACACAGUACACAGGACACGGUACUCAGGACACAGGAUAUGGUACACAGGACACAGUACACGGACACAGUACACAGUACAGAGGACACGGUACACAGGACACAGUAAACAGUACAGAGGACACGGUACACAGGACACAGUACACAGUACAGAGGACACAGUACAGAGGACACAGUACUCAGGACACAGGACACAGUACUCAGGACACAGGACACAGUACACAGGACACAGUACUCAGGAUACAGGACACAGUACAUAGUACUCAGUACGCAGGACACGGUACUCAGGACACAGGAUAUGGUACACAGGACACAGUACACGGUACACAGGAUGCAGUACACAGGACACAGUACACAGGGCGCAGGACACAGGACGCAGUACGCAGUACUCAGGACACAGUACUCAGUACUCAGGACACAGGACACAGUACACAGGACACACGACACAGUACACAGUACACAAGACACAGUACACAGUACUCAGGACACAGGACACACGACACAGGACACACGACACAGUACACGGUACACAGGAUGCAGUACACAGGGCGCAGGACACAGGACACAGUACUCAGGACACAGUACUCAGGACACAGGAUGCAGUACACAGUACUCAGGACACAGUACUCAGGACACAGUACUCAGGACACAGUACACAGUACUCAGGACACAGUACAUAGUACUCAGGACACAGGACACAGGACACAGUACACAAGACACAGUACACAAGACACAGUACACAGGACACAGCACAUAGUACACAGUAUACAGUACACAGGACACAGUAUACAGGACACAGGACACAGGACACAGUAUACAGUACACAGGACACAGGACACAGUAUACAGUACACAGAACACAGUACACAGGACAGAGGACGCAGUACACAGGAGGCAGGACACAGGACGCAGGACACAGUACACAGGACACACAACACAGUACACAGGACACAGUAUACAGGACACAGAAUACAGUACACAGUACACAGGACACACAACACAGGACACAGUACACAGUACAGAGGACACAGUACUCAGGACACAGUACACAGGACACAGUACAUAG
Thalassophryne amazonica is the source of this 1356-nucleotide messenger RNA. Its product is annotated as dynein heavy chain. The transcript has 2 exons. Bases 1 to 1356 code for a protein of 451 amino acids. The record is from RefSeq and is a predicted model, not a curated record. NCBI's taxonomy places the organism in Eukaryota, Metazoa, Chordata, Actinopteri, Batrachoidiformes, Batrachoididae.